AACCAGAGGGGCAGCCUGCUCUAAAUGAGCUGCCCCACCAGUUCCGGGGAGGGACCUGUUGCAGUGGCUCCCCCCACACACUUUAUAAAGGUCCAGAGACCACAAAACUACGCACAGCUGCCCAUCCUGGAGACACGGGACCGCCCUGCCAACCUCUGCUUCCCCCGCCGGCAGCUCAGACCAUGGGAGGUCGGCGCCUCCGCGUCUUCCACGUCCCACACGCACUGUGUGUCUUGCUGAUUCUGUUGGAACAUGGACCCCAGAACACCAGGGCCUCUACCAAUGGCUCAUGGUGCCCUCCACACUCCGAAUAUGUAAAUGACACUGCCUGUCGCUGCCUUAAGGGAUUCACCUCUCCAUCUGGGGAGAUCUUCACCUUCACCGUGGACCCGGAGCCUUGUGAUGACAUCAACGAAUGCAGAUCAUCCUCGAAAGUGUCCUGUGGAAAAUUCGCAGACUGCAAGAACACAGAGGGGGGCUACUACUGUACAUGCAGCCCAGGAUAUGAGCUUGUUUCUGGGGCAGCAAAUUUCACUACUGAGAGUCAGAACACGUGUAAAGAUGUGGAUGAAUGUCAGCAGAACCCCAGAAUCUGUAAAAGUCACACCUGUGUCAACACCGAGGGCAGCUACACCUGCAAGUGCCUGCCAGGGUUUGAGCUCAAACCGGAGGACCCGAAGCAAUGCAAAGACGUGAAUGAAUGUACCUCAGGGCAAAACCUCUGCCACAAAUCCACCCACUGUCUCAACAUCGUGAGCAGCUAUAAGUGUCGCUGCCGCCCUGGCUGGAAGCCGAUUCCUGAGUCCCCCAAUGGCCCACACAACACCAUCUGUGAAGAUGUGGAUGAAUGCACCUCAGAGCAAAACCCCUGCCACAAAUCCACCAACUGCCUCAACACUGUCGGAAGCUAUAAGUGCUCCUGUCUCCCUGGUUGGCAGCCGAUUCCUGGUUCCUCCAGGGACCAAAACAACACUGUCUGUGAAGAGAUCUUCCCCACCUGGACUCUGCCCCCUGGAAUCAAGAGCCAGAGUCUCUCCCACUUCUUUGAAAAACUCCAGGAUCUGGGCAGAGACUUGAAGCCCACCUCAGCCCAGGACACCGCCCGGGAACUCAUCGAGUCAUUGGAUGACCUACUGGAAGGUCUUGGGGAACUGGAGGCCCUGGCCCUGCCUGACCGGCACCGCAUGGCCACCUACCUGCUGUCAUACCUCGAAGAAGUCCUGAGGAAUCUGGCCAAGACCAUACCUGAACCCUCUUUCACCUACUAUUCCCGUUUGAACACAGAGCUGUCCCUGAUGACCCAGGAUCAAGGGAAGGGAACCGUCACCAUGGGCCAGACCCACGCACGAAUGCUGCUGAACUGGACUCAGGCAGCUGUAGUCGGGGACUCAGGCCCCACUGUGGCAGGCAUAUUCUCCAGCAAGAACAUGCAGAAAUUGGUGGCCAAUGCCUCCUUGGAGCUGGACUCUGAGAAGAAAACCCAGCUGGAAAGAAUACAUGAAAGUCCUGUCAAAGGUGCUCAGCUCAGGCUCCUCUCAGCUGUCAACACCGUCUUUCUGAGCAACAAGAACACGGAGAAACUAGACCCCCCUGUCACCUUCUACUUCUCCCACACUCCACAGGAGCCCGGGACACGGCAGGAGCUAAUCUGUGCCUUCUGGAAGGGUGACGACAGUGGUGGGUAUUGGGCCACCACAGGCUGCCAGAGGCUAGGCAGUAUGAAUGGGAGCACCACCUGCCAAUGCAGCCACCUGAGCAGUUUUGCCAUCCUUAUGGCCCACUAUGAUAUACAGGACCUGAAGCUGGCCCUGAUAACCAAAGUGGGACUGGCGCUGUCGCUGGUCUGCCUGCUGCUGUGUAUCCUCACCUUCCUGCUAGUGCGGCCCAUACAGGGCUCGCGCACCACCAUGCACCUGCAUCUCUGCAUAUGCCUCUUUCUGGGCUCUGCCGUAUUUCUAGCGGGCAUUGAGAACCAAGGAGGCGAGGUCGGGCUGCGCUGCCGCUUGGUGGCCGGGCUGCUGCAUUACUGCUUCCUGGCUGCUUUCUGUUGGAUGAGCCUCGAGGGCCUGGAGCUCUACUUCCUCGUGGUGCGAGUAUUCCGGGGCCAGGGCCUGAGCAAACACUGGCUCUACCUGAUCGGCUAUGGCGUUCCCGGGCUCAUUGUGGCCAUCUCGGCAGCCACCCGGAGCAAGGGCUACGGCCGUACUAUCUACUGCUGGCUGGACCCCGCCCACGGCUUCCUCUGGAGCUUCCUGGGACCUGUGACAUUCAUCAUAUUGUGCAAUGCUGUCAUCUUUGUGAUAACUAUCUGGAAGCUCACUCAGAAGUUCUCUGAGAUCAACCCAGACAUGAAGGAAUUAAAGAAGGCCAGGGUGCUGACCAUCACAGCCAUCGCACAGCUCUUGGUGCUGGGCUGCACAUGGGUCUUCGGCCUGUUCCUCUUCAACCCAAGAAGCCAGGUCCUGGCCUAUGCCUUCACCAUCCUCAACUGCUUGCAGGGUGUCUUCCUCUUCCUGCUGCACUGCCUGCUCAACAAGAAGGUGAGAGAGGAGUACCAGAAGUGGGCCUGCAUGGUCACUGGGAAUAAGUACUCGGAUUUCACCACAUCCACAUCCAGCUCCAGCAACAACCAGACUAGGGUCCUCAGGCCAUCAGAGUCUGGAAUGUAACCACGAGGUUCUGGCCAGGCCAGCAGCUUUUGCACAUGCUGAAGACUGUGCCCUCCUCUCCCACCACCCUGGCUCCCUCUGCCCUCCUGCCCCAAAAAAGGGGCAUCAACAGUUCUCUGGCACAAGCCCAGGAGCACAGCCAGGGUGGAGUUGGAACUGAUGGACCUGCCUGUGGCUGCCUCUGCCACACCCCAGCUGGGACCCAGGGUGGGCAGGAGCUGGCCCAAGGCUGCAGCCCCUUGCCCUGGUACACAACGCCCAGACAGACAGGGCUCCUGGUCUCCUACUUAUCUGUCUUUGCUACAGAACAACAGGCCAGGGUACUGGGGCUCAACUUUCCUGUUAAGCUAAGAUGGAGAUCAAGGAUGGGAGAAGGGCAGGGCCCCUGCUGGCCCUGCUGCUGUGGCUCACGGUACAGAAGCCAGUCUGCCUCCUGGGCAGAGGGUUCUCACUAUUUUGAAGGUCAUGGAUGUUGUGUAAGGUUUUUGGGGUUUUUUGUAUAAACUUUUCAAUGUUGAGACUUAAAAUUAAACUUCACACUGAUAUAGAAA
This is a messenger RNA of Miniopterus natalensis, 3220 nucleotides long. The record is from RefSeq and is a predicted model, not a curated record. Lineage: Eukaryota; Metazoa; Chordata; Mammalia; Chiroptera; Miniopteridae.